UUGUAAAACCUACCAACCGGGGAAAAUCGUAUGAAUACACACCAACAAACCGGGGAACACCUACCAACCGGGGAAUUCCCCGGUUGGUUUUAGGCGAAAAUCUCUAAUCUACGUGAAUGAAAUACCAAACUGUCAAUUUAAAUUAGAAAUCCAACGCCUUCCCCGAUUAGCGGGUUUGUGGCAUGCACAAAAUAUACACAAAUCUUCACCAUAUUACAAUCGAGUGUGUAUCCAGGCUUAUAACAGUUCCCCGGUUGCGCUGUUUAAAAAUCAUACACUCGGUAUUUAUAUCAUUUAGUGAAAGUCAGUUGGAAAAAUGGAGUUUCGAGCGAACAAACGCAUUAAACUAAGGCAACACAAUGACUACUAGAUCUACGGACAGCCAGGAACCAGGACAAACAACAUCCGUACAUACGGAAGAAGUCGAUGGGACGAGUACCGAAACUAAAGAACAUAGCGACACUGCACACGAGUACAAUUCACAAGAUGCAGCAGAAAAUAUGUUGAACAGUGAAUCAUCGGAUAUCGAUGAUAGUGACAAUGACAAAGACUAUAUUCCGGAAGAAGGCGAUGCAUCGUCAGAUGAGUCGAUAGUUGUCGAACUCAUACCAAACAUUCAAAGAUUUCAAAAGAAGACAGCGUCAACACUACCUCCUGUUGAAUCCUUGCAAUCUCGUGAACGUGACGAAUCAUCCGCAGAGGCACACAAAACCAACAUCACCAUCGCUCAAACAAAUAACAGUGAAUACAGACAUUACGAUAAGAGAUUUUAUUGCAUGUUUUGCGAAAAGGCUCAAAUAAAACUAAAAAAAAACAUUUGCUUUUGCAGCAUAAAGAUGGGCAAGAUGUGAAAGAUCUAUUAAAUACGGAAAAUUCAGCAGAAAAUAAAAAAAUGUAUGAACAAAUAAGGAACGUAGGGAACCAUCUCCAUAAUGUUAAAGUAUUGCGAGAUGGCCAAGGACAACUAUUUGUGUCAUACAGACAAAGUCACAAUCAACGCGUAGCUGCAGACGAGUAUGGACCUUGUCCUUACUGUUACGGGUAUUACCCGAAGAAAAUCCUGUGGAGGCACACUCAAAAAUGUAAGUUUACAAUGCGGCGUGAUCAAGAAAACGACUCGCUUUAGAGAGCAGCCUGCUAUUACCAAAAUCAAAAGAAGGAAGCACUAUUUUAAGACGAGUAAUCGAGUCCAUGAGAAACGACGAAAUAAGUCGCAAAGUCAAAAGUGAUAAUACAAUCCUUGCAUUCGGUGAAAAACUCUGUACAAAAAGGGGCCAUGAUAAAAAGCAACACAAUUAUAUUAGACAGAAGUUAAGAGAAGUUGGUAGCUUGCUGAAAGACAUGCGAUCUUGUCCAGGCAAUGUUGAAAUGUCUUUGGAGAAUUUCAUGUAUUCAGAUGCUUUCAAAUUUAUUACACAAUCUUGCAAAAACGUUGCAGGCUUCGACGGAAACACCAAUACUUAUGCUACACCAUCAUUAGCCUUAAAGAUUGGCACAACGCUUCAGAAAUGUCUAAAAAUUCUAAUUUCGAAAGGAAUCGAAACAAACAACCAGGAUCUGCAAACAAGGGCUGAGGAGCUUUCCAAACUAUUUGAAAUUAAUUGGACGGAUGACGUGUCUUCCAAUGCCUUAAGAACACUUCAUGAGGCUAAGCAGAACAGUCAGAAAGAACUGUUGCCAUUGGCAAAUGAUGUCAAAGUAAUGUCUGAAUACUUACGACAUGAAGCAGAAACACAUGCAAAUACCUUACAAGAAUCAGCAAGUGAUUGCGAGAAAAGGCAAGCAUGGCAUAAGUUGUCUGAAAUCUGCUUAUGUUUAAUCGAAACGAUUAGACGAUGUGUCAAAAAUGACAGUCGAAGAAUAUUCAAAAAACAAAUUGACAAAUGACGAUGGAGAAUUAGAUUGAUGUUUAACAAAACUGGAAAAAAACCUGUGCCGUUAUUUUUACCGUACAGAGAUUAUUGCAAAACGAGGUCGAAUAGCUGCAGUACUGUUUCCAAGACAGGUGAAAGAAAAUAUCGACCUGCUCAUACGCAGCAGAAAUUCUCUAACAAACUGUUUAAAUAGUAAAUAUCGUUUCCCAACAAAAUCUGCAUCAUCGCAUAUUCGUGGGACAGAUGUAUUACGUUCAAUUGCAAUUGACUGUGGAGCUGAACAUCCGAAAAGGCUUCGUUCUACAAAGUUAAGGAAACAUAUUGCCACAAUGACUAGGCUUUUUAACUUGUCUGAAAAUGAAAUAGACAUUCUAGCUAAAUUUCUUGGUCACGACAUUCGGGUACAUAGAGAAUUCUACAGAUAACCAGAUGGAACCAUGCAGGUUGCCAAAGUCAGCAAGCUGCUCAUGAUGAUGGAAAGUGGACAAAUUACCAGAAAUUCUGUCAAUUCGCUAGACGAUAUUGAUGUGGACGACGAAUGUAUUGUAGAUGAACAAUAUUCUUCUGAAUUAUCAGAAAAUGAAAAUACUGAAGACCUUGAAACUCUUCUUCCCAGCACCAGUCAACCAAAAAUAACAGACAAAGAAAAGGGUACUUCAAAUACCAGGAGAACAAAACAAGCAGCCAAAAAGCAACGGAGUGAAGACGAAAACAGGAGCUGUUCACAGACACUUAGAUCGUUUUUUGAUAAUUGGUAAAUUACCAGGGAAAAAAUCAUUACUUGCAUGUAUUGAAAGUGAGAAUGACCUUCACAACAGAAGUUGGAAAAAUGUCAAAGACUUUUGCAUAAAUUUAAUUGAAACAAAAAAGCGACGGGGACUUUUAACUUAAAAAAAUAUAACACAUAUAAUGCACGUUUAGGAGAAUACGUUAAAGGAUGAAGUUGCCACAUGUGUUUUGUGUGUUUUCUUGUUCUAUAUACUCUUUUCGAAAACGAUAUAUGUGUGCUUAUUGUAUUUGAAUGUUUUAUUAAUACGGUUCAGUCAAAAACGAUAUUUGUUCAUAAUCAUAUCGCCGAACAAAUUAGGAUUGGUAUAUAGUUCGGCCAAAGAGUGUUUCUUUGUACUUUCUAUUACGAGUUUCUACGAGUUACUCACUAUACAAGUUAUUUUUUACCCCAAACUUGGUGAAUAUGAAUGAAUAUAGCAAACAUGAUAACAAAUCAAUCUAGAAGGCUAAACGUUCAGAGAAGGCACAAAAAAAUUCAGUCGGAUAAAUGGAAACAAACAUUUUGUUCAAGCAUAACAAACAAACACUUUUAGAUAUAAUAAGAUAAAUGUAAAUAACAUAAAAAAACUACUGCUAAACUACUGCUACAAUGUGAAGUAUACAAAUGAAUAUUUUGUCAAUUUUACAAAAUUUGUUUUGAAUGACAGGUGUCUGACUUGCAGUUGAGUACUUAAUAGUUAUUUUAAAGUAAAAAUUUACCAAUAUGUAAACUAUUGCGUAAAUAUCGCACUAGAAUUGAUUAAAUAGUUGUUAAAUAUUACAAUAAUUUCCUACACAGACUUUUGUGUAUUUGUUUUGCGUGUAGAUAUUCACAUUAACUAUCAAUUCACAUAUUUGCUUUGUGUAUAUAAUUGGUAUGUUUAUUUUCAGAAUUGAGUCACACUGUUAUAAUUUCCCUGUUGGUACAUAUUAUUUUUAAGUUGGCACCAACAAGGGUCUAGCAAUUGAUUCACAUGUGCACUCCCCAGUAAGUAUAUAUACUAUAAUGUAAGUGAUGCAAAAUAAUAUUAAACUACGUGUUUGAUAAGUGUUUGCUUUGGUACAUAUUUAAUUAUUAGUGUUUUUAUAAAAUGAUAAUGCUGUCAAAGUCAGCGAUGAUUAUACGUGUAUAACAACAUUAAUUAUAACUUUUAUAUUGUUUUCAACAAAUAAUAUAUGGUUGACACAUCGGCAUAAAUUUUCAGUGCUUAAAAUACACUCUUUCUAUUGUAUUUUAUGCAAAAAUUAGGUACAUAAGUUGGUUUACAUAAAGGUAGUUUGAACAAAAUACGUGAAUUCAAAUCUUGAAAAAAGGUGUUUGGUUUGCAAGGGAUAACUAAGCGAUUGCCAGUGACUAUUUUCCUUAAAAUAUAAUCUGUUAUUUCGACAGGUAGAAUUUAAUGUAAGUUCAUUAUUAACGUUAACCCGUUUUUGGCAUUCUCUACUCAAACAAGUUCAUACAUACUGUAUUUUUUUAAUACAGCACAUGUGUAAUGGUAUCACAGUUGUAGAAUUGGAAUUCAUAUAUUAUAACAAUAAAUACUGAUCAUUAUUCAGAUUGACCUACCGCCGUAGACUAAGUCACUGGCGCAUCAAAAUGCAUUGUUAUCAAGUCGUUUUGCUAGUUUACUAAACUAUUUUGUUUCUCAGGCCUCGCCACAUUCGUUGUGAAACGUUCAUGAUUGUUUAAAGUUACAGAUUUUAUUAUUUUUGAAAAUGCAAUAAAUGUAUUUAAGACAAUUUAAGUGAAGUGGAAGUUGCCCUGCGUGUGAAUGAAUUUUCUGAUGUUAACCUGUUUCAGGGGAUUAAAUGCAUGAGUUAUUUUAUAAUGUCAGAGUAAGGACAAAGUAAAUUUACACUACUCAAUCUACAUGCUUAUGGGCAGUUCUACUUUAAGGAUAAAAAACUUCAUAGUAGGUGAACAUCGUGAAUAUUUUUUUCUGAUGGAAAAAAGGAAUUAAACAAAUAAGCCGCCUCCCCCUCUCCUUCAUUCGGUUUGACAAAUAGCGUGGCCUAAAACAAAAACAUUAUUUUUUAGUUUUAAAAACGAAUUGUAUUCAUUUGUUGAUUAAUUCACCAUGAUUGAUAUGGUAUAAUGCAGCACUUGCAUGUUUGUAGUCGGCUUAUAACUAAUAAAGUCAUAAAUGUAUUGUUUGAUUUGCGUUAUGUCUCGUAUGCUUAUUUUGAUGUGAAUAAUAUUUGAGUCAAUCAAAUGAGGCAUUUUUGCAGAACUUAUAUAAGGUCAUAUAAUAAACAUAUUUAAUUUAAAUAUUGUUUCAUACAUAUUUUUUUCAAUUUUUGUACUUACUUAAAUAUUAUCCAUGAACGUGCACGCCAUUGUCCUAUCAACAACGGUACCAUGAUUACACACAAUUACCCCUGUUGGUAAACGCAAGUUCCCCGUUGGACAUUAUUGAAGUUCCACAGGGAUAGCGCGCUUAAGUUCCUCUCUUGGUUAACACAAUUCCCCUGUUGGCACACAUUAAAGUUCCACGGUUGGUACGCACAUAGUACCCCUGUUGGUAUACACCGUUCCCCAGUUGGAACACAUUGAAGUGCCACAGUUGGAACGCACUAAGUUCCCCUGUUGGUAUACACCAUUCCCCUGUUGGUACACAUUGAAGUUCCACAGUUGGUACGCACUUAGUACCCCUGUUGGUAUACACCGUUCCCCAGUUGGCACACAUCGCAGUUCCUCAUUUGGUACGCACAUAAUUCCCCGGUGUGCAUGUAAAAUUUUCUUUGAUUUAUUACCCUAUUUAUCAUAAUUGUUAUGUCAAAAUCGUAUUUUAGGUUCGAAACUUGUCUGUUUUUUAUCACUUUCAGCUUUCUAGAAUAUGUGGAAAUGGUGGUCCCCGGUUGGUAGGUUUAGAACACAUUUCCCCGGUUGGAAGGUUUUACAAGUAUGUGUGUGUGUGUGUGUGUGUGUGUGUGUGUGUGUGUGUGUGUGUGUGUGUGUGUGUGUGUGUGUGUGUGUGUGUGUGUGUGUGUGUGUGUGUGUGUGUGAGUUUGUAAAACCUACCAACCGGGGAAAAUCGUAUGAAUACACACCAACAAACCGGGGAACACCUUCCAACCGGGGAAUUCCCCGGUUGGUUUUAGGCGAAAAUCUCUAAUCUACGUGAAUGAAAUACCAAACUGUCAAUUUAAAUUAGAAAUCCAACGCCUUCCCCGAUUAGCGGGUUUGUGGCAUGCACAAAAUAUACACGAAUCUUCACCAUAUUACAAUCGAGUGUGUAUCCAGGCUUAUAACAGUUCCCCGGUUGCGCUGUUUAAAAAUCAUACACUCGGUAUUUAUAUCAUUUAGUGAAAGUCAGUUGGAAAAAUGGAGUUUCGAGCGAACAAACGCAUUAAACUAAGGCAACACAAUGACUACUAGAUCUACGGACAGCCAGGAACCAGGACAAACAACAUCCGUACACACGGGAGAAGUCGAUGAGACGAGUACCGAAACUAAAGAACAUAGCGACACUGCACACGAGUACAAUUCACAAGAUGCAGCAGAAAAUAUGUUGAACAGUGAAUCAUCGGAUAUCGAUGAUAGUGACAAUGACAAAGACUAUAUUCCGGAAGAAGGCGAUGCAUCGUCAGAUGAGUCGAUAGUUGUCGAACUCAUACCAAACAUUCAAAGAUUUCAAAAGAAGACAGCGUCAACACUACCUCCUGUUGAAUCCUUGCAAUCUCGUGAACGUGACGAAUCAUCCGCAGAGGCACACAAAACCAACAUCACCAUCGCUCAAACAAAUAACAGUGAAUACAGACAUUACGAUAAGAGAUUUUAUUGCAUGUUUUGCGAAAAGGCUCAAACAAAACUAAAAAAAUAUUUGCUUUCGCAGCAUACAGAUGAGCAAGAUGUGAAAGAUCUAUAAAAUACGGAAAAUUCAGCAGAAAAUAAAAAAAAUGUAUGAAAAAAUAUGGAACGUUGGGAACCAUCUCCAUAAUGUUAAAGUAUUGCGAGAUGGCCAAGGACAGCUGUUUGUGUCAUACAGACAACGUUACAAUCAACGCGUAGCUGCAGACGAGUAUGGACCUUGUCCUUACUGUUACGGGUAUUACCCGAAGAAAAUCCUGUGGAGGCACAAUCAAAAAUGUAAGUUUACAAAUGCAGCGGGAUCGAGAAAACGACUCGCUUUAGAGAGCAGCGUGCUAUUACCAAAAUCAAAAGAAGGAAGCACUAUUUUAAGACGAGUAAUCGAGUCCAUGAGAAACGACGAAAUAAGUCGCAUAGUCAAAAGUGAUAGUACAAUCCUUGCAUUCGGUGAAAAACUCUGUACAAAAAGGGGCCAUGAUGAAGAGCAACACAAUUAUAUUAGACAGAAGUUAAGAGAAGUUGGUAGAUUGCUAAAAGACUUGCGAUAAUGUUCAGGCAAUGUUGAAAAGUCUUUGGAGAAUUUCAUGUAUCCAGAUGCUUUCAAAUUUAUUACACAAUCUUGCAAAAACGUUGCAGGCUGGUGUACAUCAUUAGCCUUAAAGAUUGGCACAACGGUUCAGAAAUGUCUAAAAAUUCUAAUUUCGAAACGAAUCAAAACAAACAACCGGGAUCUGCAAACAAGGGCUGAGGAGCUUUCCAAACUAUUUGAAAUUAAUUGGACGGAUGACGUGUCUUCCAAUGCCUUAAGAACACUUCAUGAGGCUAAGCAGAACAGUCAGAAAGGACUGUUGCCAUUGACAAAUGAUGUCAAAGUAAUGUCUGAAUACUUACGACAUGUAGCAGAAAGACAUGCAAAUACCUUACAAGGAUCAGCAAGUGAUUGCGAGAAAAGGCAAGCAUGGCAUAAGUUGUCUGAAAUCUGCUUGUGCCAAUCUAUUCUGUUUAAUCGAAGACGAUCAGGCGAGCUGUCAAAAAUGACAGUCGAAGAAUAUUCAAAAAACAAAUUGACAAAUGACGAUGGAGAAUUAGAUGGAUGUUUAACAAAACUGGAAAAAGACCUGUGCCGUUAUUAUUUCCGUACAGAGAUUAUUGCAAAACCAGGUCGAAUAGCUGCAGUACUGUUUCCAAGACAGGUGAAAGAAAAUAUCGACCUCCUCAUACGCAGCAGAAAUUCUCUAACAAACUGUUUCAAUAGUAAAUAUCUUUUCCCAACAAAAUCUGCAUCAUCGCAUAUUCGUGGGACAGAUGUAUUACGUUCGAUUGCAAUUGACUGUGGAGCUGAACAUCCGGAAAGGCUCCGUUCUACAAAGUUAAGGAAACAUAUUGCCACAAUGACUCAGCUUUUUAACUUGUCUGACAAUGAUUUAGACAUUCUAGCUAAAUUUCUUGGUCACGACAUUCGGGUACAUAGAGAAUUCUACAGAUUACUAGAUGGAACCAUGCAGGUUGCCAAAGUCAAGAAGCUGCUCAUGAUGAUGGAAAGUGGACAAAUUACCAGAAAUUCUGUCAAUUCGCUAGACGAUAUGUGA
Molecule: messenger RNA, 8042 nt
Organism: Dreissena polymorpha
Lineage: Eukaryota; Metazoa; Mollusca; Bivalvia; Myida; Dreissenidae
Exons: 9
Coding region: 7038-8042 (334 amino acids)
Source: RefSeq, a predicted model, not a curated record